GGGUGGUGCAAUGAGUGAAUGGUGGUGGGUAGGGCCGAGUUAGGGAGGGACUGAGGAGCGUUUAGGGGUAAAUUAUGCUAGAAGGAAAAGGCGCAGAUAACGAGAGAAGGAUUAGAAUGGCUUAAUUAUGACUUUUCUUCAUAAGUCCCAGGCCCUUUAGGCUUUCUUGCCUCCGUCUUGCACCGUGCAGGUUUUGGAAGACAAGAGCUGCUUCUUACACGGCCGGUUAGCUUCAGCCUCCUGCAGAGAGGCCAUGCCGAGACCCCGGAAGAGGCAGGCUGGGGCUGCGGGUCCAGAUAAGAAGAAGCUAUCUGGAAAACGUACUAAAACUGAAAACUCAGGAAGUACAUUAGUUAAGCUAGAGAACUCCAGCCCUGAAAAGACUACAACCUUUAAAAAUGGUGGCAACUACUGGUUGAUGAAGUCAGAGCCAGAAAGCCGGCUAGAGAACGGUAUAGACAUGAAGUUCAGCAUCGAGGAUCUCAAAGCACAGCCUAAACAGACAGCUUGCUGGGAUGGUGUUCGCAACUAUCAGGCUCGGAACUUCCUCAGGGCCAUGAAAUUGGAGGAUGAAGCCUUCUUCUACCAUAGCAACUGUAAACAGCCAGGCAUUGUUGGACUUAUGAAGAUUGUAAAGGAGGCUUACCCAGACCAUACACAGUUUGAGAAAAGUAAUCCCCAUUACGACCCAUCCAGCAAAGAGGAUAACCCUAAAUGGUCGAUGGUGGAUGUGCAGUUUGUUCGAAUGAUGAAGCGCUUCAUCUCCCUGGAAGAGCUUAAAACCUAUCACCAAACCCACAAAGUUACUGGGGGCCCCUUACAAAGCAUGACUCUCUUCACCCGACAGAGACUUUCAGUUCAGCGUCUGACUCAAGAAGAGUUUGAUUUUAUUUUGAGCCUGGAGGAAACAGAACCGAGUUAAUCAGAAGGCUCCACUGAUGGAGUGAACAAGCCAAGAUUUUCUAAGACAGAAGGAGAAAGCUUGCUGUUUAUACCUGGGAUCAUAAACACAGGUGCACGGGUAGUUUGUUAAUUUUUCCAAUAAAAGAUUUAAUGACAAAGUUGGAAGUGUUUUCUUCUAAACCUGUGCUGGGUGUGGAGGGAUCCUCCACUGUAGGUGUCUUAUAGCCAAGCCUGGUUCCUAUAGUCAACUAGAAGAUGCAGGCACCUCUACUCUCACCUGCCCCUAUCUCUGUAGUUAUGUAGUAAACAGCAAAAUGUAGGACUGAGUCCCUUGUUCUCUCAAUGUUCAAUGAACCUACGUCUUGAUUUUUCUAUGUUUCUUUUGGUUGUCUUUGUCCCACCAAAGUGGAAAACAUGAGGGGAUUUCAGGCAAUUGCCAGACAAACCUGAACUAGGCCAUAUUUGUCUAAAACGAGUGGUUAAUACAGUGUUCGUUACUGUUUACCAUCCACUGAAAAAGAAGGCAGUGUUGGAGUCAUGCUGCAUACUGUGUCAGAGAUGAGACAGUGUUAAGAAGACCACAGAAUCUGGUGGACCAUGGGCACAAUGCCUCCAAAGCCACAGGGCUUUCUUUAAUUAGAGACGUCAUUAAAACAAAUGUUCUUUUAAAACACAGCCAUUGAAAAGACAACACAUUAAGAAACAUGUAAACACUGCAGCUUCUUAAUUACAAGUUGCACUGCUUGGUUUAGUACCUAUGCACUCCAGGUUUGGGAACCUUAAAGGAUGGGGAUGGGAGCCUCCCCAUACUUUCACAGUUGCAGAGAAAAGAGAACCUGGGCAGAGAAAGCAAGACUUGGCUUGUGCACGGCUCCUGAGAGAAACAGCAUAUUCUACCUUCUAGUUCUCUCAGAAGAAAGGCUUAUGAUAUUAGCAAAGUUGGAAAAUGAUUUUGUGUUGUCAUCGGGGAGGCAGAGAAAUUGACAAAUGCUUUUAAAUAAGAUAUUAAAAGGAGGCACAGCAGAGUCUAGUGUCAUACCCUGAAAAAAGUAAGAGCACAAGAACCCACCUCCCUCAUUUGCUAGGGCCCAACCCUAACAGCCAAGGACAGCUGAAUGGGCGAACCUGUGCCCAUGGGGAUUGUAUGUCACACCUAAACCUGGGGUCGGGCAUGGAGAAAGCUUUAUUUUCCUUAGCGCCACUACCCCCGUCAUUCCAAGAGUCUUUCAUCUGAACUCUUAUCCAUCAGCCCCACCCUGUCAAAGCCAGAGAUUGCAAGAUUCCCCAUUUUCUACACGAACUGAAAGAUGACACAGGAACAAAUCCUUUACUUUCCAAAUUACAAAGAACAUAGACCAGCAAAUACUGUACUUAUUGAAUAUAAGGUCCUCUUUCUCAGACAGGAGGGCAGCCAACAGGAGAUGGUAGUUCUAGUCAUUUCCAGACAAGGUAGAGAAGACAGUCAACCCCUUUUCUACCUGCAGGCCAAGCACAGAGCAGGAGAAAAAACUGCCUCUUCUCUAAUACAACAACAUCCACCAGAGUUUUUCUAUUUUGUUUUUAAAUUCAAAACAAAACAAAACAGUGGGCCUAACUUGAGUCAGUGAACUGGUGAAGACAGAUGUCAUUUGGCAAGCAGAAUUAUUCUGAAGUCAUGAUAGCAGAGCCCUGCGCAGAGGCCCUUCCUCCUUUAACUAACUGUGGAUAGUGGGAUGAAAGCGUUUGGGUGGGAGUAAGAACAAAACUUGUACAUGCCCCAAACCAAGCCCAGUUACAGAAAUCAAGCAGAGGACAAGGAGUAACAUCUCAAAGGGCAGAAGCCUUUGCUUCGUGUUCCUUUAGGAGGCAAAUGGAUCCCAGCCUCUUCUAGGGAUCCUGGUUAAAGGAAAUAGGCUCUCUGCUUAGGGUUUGUUGGAUAACUUAAAAUAAUUCCCUAGAACAACCCAGACGUUGGGUUGCCAAGUGGAGUCAUGUGGUGAAGGCAAACAGUUGCCGUGCCUGAUGUUUCCCUGACAGGAGACCUGGCUCAGCCCCUUGCCAUCCACAUGUGACACCGCAUCAGGGCUUCUUAUGGCCCUGUUUCUCACAAGUGAGAGGACAGUCAGACACAACCCUUCCUUAAGCUUCUGCUCCUGUAUAGUUCCUGACAUACUAGAGAAGAUGGAGAAGAGAAGGGUCUGGUCCCAGUCGUGAGAGGCCAGAGGUGACUGUAGAAACUUCUGAGCACCACGUCCCGGACACCCAGAGAGGUAGCUUCCUGAUCUUGAGUCUUCCUCCAACUUAGAUGAGACAGGCCCAACCACUUUUGUCACUACCUCCAAACAGUCGAAGGGAGUAUAAGACAUGACUACCCAGAGCCCUGCUGGCAGGUAAAUGCCAAAGACACACUCAGCAUCUGUAUCAGGAAGCCCAGAGAACCUGGAGCCAAGGAUGUGUGCUCUCAACUCUGCUUUAAGGCUUGAGACAGUCUUGACACAUAGCUCAUUCCCAAGGAAGAGACUAGCUUCCAGAAUGUUUCCUCUCCUUAUCCCUACAUAGGCUGCAGAAUCCCAGGGAGACUACUGCCCAACCCAACCUAAGUGCCCCUUAGGUUCUUCAGAGAAAAGAAUUUAAGUAAAAAACAUGAUUUGUUUCCAAGGUUGCAAGUAACGGCCAGUUGAACCUCACACCAUCCUCCCCCUCCCCCAGUGGCUGGUAUUUGGUAGAUGGGGGUUCUGUGGUGGAAGCCCAGCAACUUCUUGG
Molecule: messenger RNA, 3645 nt
Organism: Arvicanthis niloticus (Nile rat)
Lineage: Eukaryota; Metazoa; Chordata; Mammalia; Rodentia; Muridae
Gene: Thyn1
Product: thymocyte nuclear protein 1
Cellular component (GO): nucleus
Source: RefSeq, a predicted model, not a curated record